CCGGAGUCAUUUGCAGAAAAGCCCAGGAAGUGAGAUCGGAGGAAGUGGCAUUUAACUCUUAAAUUGGCGCGUGGGAGCCAUGGCUGCUGCUGCUGUAGGGAGUCCCGUCCAGGAUCUCCGUAAUGAAUCCACUUGCUCCAUCUGCCUGGAUUACUUCAAGGAUCCAGUGACCAUCCCAGAGUGUGGGCACAACUUCUGCCGAUCCUGCCUGAUCCGGUGCUGGGGGGAAUCGGAGGCAGAGGCUUCCUGCCCUCGAUGCAGCAAAACAGUCCAGCAAAAGAAUCUCAUCCCCAACCGGCAGCUGGCAAACAUUGUGGAAUUAAUCAAGAAGCUCAGCCUCCAAGCGGGGAAGGAGGAAAGAGAAAAAGGGAAAGUCUGCAAGGAGCACCGGAAGCCCCUGAAGCUCUUCUGCAAGGAGGAUGAAGCCCCCAUCUGUGUGGUGUGUGGCAAAUCCAAGGAACAUGAAAAUCACAAGGUGAUUCCUCUGGAGGAGGCUUACGAGGAGUACAAGGGACUGAUCAGCAGCCGCCUGCAGAUCCUGAGGAGAGAGAGAGAGAAAUUUCUGGCCUAUCAAGCGGACCUGGAAAAGGAAAGCCAAGACCUCCUUAAAUUGACAGAAACGGAGAGGCAGAAAACGGUGGAGAAGCUCGGGCAACUGCGCCAGUUCCUGGAGGAACAAGAAAAACACCUGCUGAAUCAGAUAGAGGACGUAGAGGAGCGGAUUGCAAGGGAGAGGGAUGAGCAGCUGGCCAGAUUCUCCGGCGAACUCUCCUCUCUUGAAAGGAGCAUCCAGGAGUUGGAGGAGAAGCGCCAGAAGCCAGCAAAUGAACUCCUGCAGGAUGUGAGAAGCACCUUGCAGAGGUAUGAGAAAAGGGAGAAUCAAGAGAAUCCACUGGCUUUCUUUCCAGAGCUGAAGAAGAGGAUCUCGGAAUUUUGUGAUAUAAAUAUCCUUGUGGAGGAUGUCAUGGAACAAUUUGAAGAUGCUCUGUUAUUCAAAGAACAGCUUCAGGAAGAUGAUCCAUUACUCAUAAAUCUUCAGAGAGCAAAUGUCACUCUGGAUCCAGACACAGCCCAUCCCAACCUCAUCCUAUCUGAGGAUCGGAAAAGCGUGAGAUAUGGAGACAAAGAGCAAGACCUGCCCGAUAAUCCUGAGAGAUUCAACAGCCGUACUUCUGUGUUGGGACAUGAAGGAUUCACGGCAGGCUGCCAUUUCUGGGAAGUCACUGUGGAAAGUGAGGGAAAGUGGGUCUAUUGGACUGUGGGGGUCACUAGGAAAUCUGCAGAGAGGAAGGGUGACUUUGCCUUAAGUUCUGACGGAGGGAUCUGGGCUGUGGGGAAGUCGGGAGGUGAGUACAUGGCUUUUGACCCCCCUGAUUACCUUCCUCUGUCCCUGUUUUGGGAGCCCAAGAGGAUCCGGGUGACUCUGGACUAUGAAGGGGAGGAGGUGUCUUUUUCUGAUGCUGACUCCGGAACCGAACUCUACACGUUCUCAGGAGCCCCAUUCUCUGGAGAUACCAUCCUCCCUUUCUUUCACCUGUCAGGAGAUAAAACCCACUUCAGGAUCUCCUGAGGAGAUGGAAUCCGCCUCACAGGCCCAGCAAGAGUUUCUCUCUGGACCAGAAUGACUCAAGACUAAAACAACAACAGUAUUUGCCUCUCAAGGGCACUUUGGGAAGGAUUCAUUCCAGUCGAAAUGAGCAGAAAUAACAAAAUAGUCAAUAAAUUGUGGUUGUGGUU
Messenger RNA from Lacerta agilis (Sand lizard), 1737 nucleotides. Its product is annotated as zinc finger protein RFP-like. The record is from RefSeq and is a predicted model, not a curated record. The coding region runs from base 80 to 1570 and encodes 496 amino acids. Gene Ontology annotation, molecular function: zinc ion binding; protein binding. NCBI's taxonomy places the organism in Eukaryota, Metazoa, Chordata, Lepidosauria, Squamata, Lacertidae. The transcript has 8 exons.